AUGGACGUCAGCCGCCUCCUCCUGGUUACCUUGCUGGCCUGCCUGUGCUUCCUCACUGCCUACAGCCACCUGGCACCUGAGGAAAAGCCCAGAGAUGAAAGGAACCUGAAGAACAACUCUUCCAUGAACCUGUUGGAUUUCCCUUCUGUCUCUAUUGUGGCACUGAACAAGAAAUCCAAAAAUAUCAGCAGAAAUGAAGCGGAAAAGAAGAAAAGACCUUCCAAGAGAAAGGCUCCCAUGAAGAACGUGGCACGGCCCCGGCCCCCGCCGCCUACCCCCUGCGUGGCCACCCGCGACAGCUGCAAGCCUCCAGCGCCCGCCUGCUGCGACCCGUGCGCCUUCUGCCAGUGCCGCUUCUUCCGCAGCGUCUGCUCCUGCCGCGUGCUCAACCCCACCUGCUGA
Molecule: messenger RNA, 402 nt
Organism: Rangifer tarandus platyrhynchus (Svalbard reindeer)
Lineage: Eukaryota; Metazoa; Chordata; Mammalia; Artiodactyla; Cervidae
Source: the annotation of a GenBank genome assembly